AUGAAGAACAAGAAGGCCACUGCCGUCGCCUCUACGGCCGCUCUAGCCAUGGCAGCUGCGGUGCAGGCAGCCCCCGCGGUGCCAACUUCCUCUAGCGGUCAGAACGGCGAUGCUGCAUCUGUCAUUUCUUCGCUUAUUGCCGAAGCCAAGCCGCUCCCUAUUCCUCCUCCUCUUCCUCCCAAUCACCCUCAUGCUCCCCUUGUUGUUCCUCUGGGAGUGGGCGCUGCGAUCCCCACGAUGUUGGGUGGCGAAGAGGAGGUGAUUCACCUCGCGCUGCCGGCUCACCACCGUGAGCAAGGCCCUCUCCACAGCCAUGCCCAUGGCGAAACAAUCCUGGUGCCCCUCAAUGGCCUUCCCGGCGUCGAGAUGAACGAAGCGCUCGUUGGCGUUCCCAUACGCAAGAUUGGUCACCGCAGCCGCGUACACUACCGCAGCGGCAGCCCCACCUCGCGAUCGCCCGACAGCAAGUGGAUCGUCUGGCGCAAGACUGACGGCUCGUUUGGCACGACGAGCAAGGGCCACUUGGCCAAUUUUGGCCAGGCCGGCGGCAGUCCACCGUCUUCGCCUCCUCGUCUUCAGCCGCAAACGUCCACGUCGUCGACGGUCGUCGCCGUCGUCAUGCCCGAGCACCAGACCACCGAAGCGGAGGACGACUGCGAGAAUGACGAGAUUGAGCUCACGAAGCGAGCUCAUCUCACCGGACUCGAGCCCGAGCCCGAGCCGCACGACAAGAAGGCGCUGCACUACUUCGGUCAGCCUCAGUCAAAGGGCGAGCACGAGCACGUCGACGGCGACGAGGGUCCCAACGACAAUGACAUGAGGGGUGACCUGUUCAGGCGCCGCGCAUCGGCCCCUGCCAGUCCCGUCGCUGCUGCUGCCGCCAGUCUCGCCCGUCGCAGUCUGGUGGCCGACAAGGCAGACGAGGACCUCGCCGUCGCCCGCCGCAGCCUCUACCGCCUCUCUCUUGGUCAGGAGUCGCCGCGCCGUUAUGACUUUGUCGCCGUAGGCAAGGAUCACGACAACGACAACGACGACUAUGACUAUGAAGAUGCCUUUUUCGAUGAAGACGACUUCGACGACGACGCCGUGAGCAUCCGCAGCCCGCUGACGGCGCACGGUGUCAUCUUUGACGUGCCCACGGAGGUGCACCACCAGCACCAGCACCAGCACCGCCAGCCUCGUCAGCAUCAUCAUCAUCAUCAGCAGGCACGGGAUCUCUUUGAGACGCACGUCCGGCCCUUCCUCGGCAGGCGCGGCCUGACGGACGAGGUGCAGGCCCCACCUGCCAAGCGAGACUACCAUUCCCACGGUCCACACUACCACAAUAGCGGCAGUUACAGCCCCAACUCCAUCGACAGCCACGGCGGGAUGGGCCGCAGUCGUGGCAUGUAUAAGCGCGGACUUGACCCUCAUGAGCCCCGCGAGCACGACGCCUUUGCCGAAGACGAGGGAGAAGACGAGCUGGAGAGACGCAGCCACAAGUCCGGGAGCGAAGCGGGCCGUAGAUGGGGCCGCCCGCGCCACCACGGAAAGCGGAGCAUCGAGCCAAGGGCCGUGGGUGAGUACGGUCCCGCAGAAUGGGGCGGUCCCGGCCCUAUGCCCGUAGAGAAGCGCUCGGUGGGAUUGGACAUGGGCAAACGUCGCAACAUGGACCGCAUCACCGACAUGAAUAGCGUGCGCGAGAUGCAGCUUCGCGACGUCGCCGGCGUGGCGCCGCUGACCGAGGCCAAUCUCGAUCUGCUCCGUCGCACCGCCGAGUCCGAGUCCGAGCCUGCACAGCAGCUCGAAAAGAGGUGGCGGUUCGGCAGCAGACACAGCGACGGCUGCUCGACGCACGAUCGCAAUUGCCACAAGAAGGCCGAAUCCGACUACUACAGUCGGCGCGACGAGUCGGACCCUGACAAUCUCGACGGACCCCUCAAGCGUCGCAACGUCGAGCCGGAGGUCUACCCCGGACGCGGAAAGAGCAAAGCGCACCAUGCUCCCAACGAAGAAGCGGCCACCAAGCCAGAAGGAGAAGAGGAAGAGGAGGAAGGCGAACGGGUCGAGAAGCGCUCGGUGACGUGCAAUGCCCAGGGAGGUGGACGCUGCUUCGCCAGUGACGGUGCCAGCCAGACGAACGGCAAGCGCGAGGCUGCGGAAGCUUCUGGCAUCCAGAUGGAGAAGCGUGCGAUGGCUGCUCCCGACUAUCUCGUCACUAAGCGCCCCCUUGGCGGUGCUCGGCUGCAGAAGCGAAUGGUGGCAGGUACUCCUCCUUUUUCCUCGGGCAAGUGUGGCCUUGGUUGUUCCCGUCGCCAGCGCAGCCAAUUUGAAGUCAACGCAAUGCCAAUGGUCCACAAGCGCGGGCUGCAGGGCGAGCUGCCAUUGCAGAAACGAUUCAAGGCGAAGAAGCUGGGUGCUGAGAAGCAGGCGGGCGGCAGCAACCUGGCGACGAUGUCGAUGACGAAGAAGGGUGGCUUCAAGACCGAGACGACCAAGCCCAAUCCCAAGCGUAAGCCAAAGCGCAAGCCCAAGGUUGAAGCCGAGGCCAAGCCCGUGACCAAGCCCACGACCAAGCCCGAAGGCAAGCCCGAGGGUCUGCCCAAGGGCAACCCCGCCGAGACGGGCAUGGAGACGGCGCUCUAA
Molecule: messenger RNA, 2625 nt
Organism: Acaromyces ingoldii
Lineage: Eukaryota; Fungi; Basidiomycota; Exobasidiomycetes; Exobasidiales; Cryptobasidiaceae
Exons: 2
Coding region: 1-2625 (874 amino acids)
Source: RefSeq, a predicted model, not a curated record